Prunus dulcis (almond) is the source of this 564-nucleotide messenger RNA. RefSeq lists its product as uncharacterized. The record is from RefSeq and is a predicted model, not a curated record. NCBI's taxonomy places the organism in Eukaryota, Viridiplantae, Streptophyta, Magnoliopsida, Rosales, Rosaceae. The coding region runs from base 161 to 394 and encodes 77 amino acids. The transcript is spliced from 2 exons.
UAAAAAAUUUAUAUAUAAAAUCGAAGAUAAACAGAGAUUUGCGGUCUCUCUUGUUCUUCCGAAUUUGCAUGUUCUCCUUGUUUUGAGAAAGCUCUUGUCUGAUUAAAUUUAUGUGCCAUCAACUGACUGCAUUUUCUGAAGCUGGCCAGGUUCUCCAAACAUGGGAAACAAGCCUGUGAAGCAAGAAAGCGAAGAAAUUUUCUUGAAAGUUGUUCCUCCGUUGGACCGUACAUAUGUUAGGUGGCUUGCUCGAGAUCUUGAGAGGAUUCACGGCUUUACACCAGCUAAACCUCGUGCUGUGAAGCCCCCAGAUCAUUAUAUUGAGUACAUGCAUCUGAAUGGAUGGUUGGAUGUGGACUUGGCUGAUCCUGAUCUAGCCCAUUUAUUCAAGUAGAUAGUGAAGGUGAUGUACUUAAAAGAAAUAUUUGGGGGGAAAAAAGGAUUUCCUUUGAACUAAAUCAUUGUUUAGUAUUACUAGAUUGGAAUUUGAGUACAUUUCAUGAGUUGUGAGAUACCACAAAUUUAUAUUUGAAUGAAGCAUCUCAAACCUCCGAUUGAUGAAAA